This is a messenger RNA of Motacilla alba alba, 6303 nucleotides long. It is a transcript of the gene RPS6KC1, whose product is annotated as ribosomal protein S6 kinase C1. The transcript has 16 exons. The record is from RefSeq and is a predicted model, not a curated record. The coding region runs from base 556 to 3798 and encodes 1080 amino acids. Gene Ontology annotation, molecular function: ATP binding; protein kinase activity; phosphatidylinositol binding. NCBI's taxonomy places the organism in Eukaryota, Metazoa, Chordata, Aves, Passeriformes, Motacillidae. Gene Ontology annotation, cellular component: early endosome. Gene Ontology annotation, biological process: protein phosphorylation.
AGGUGCAGCUUAAGGAUCCGGGAGGAGACACAACCCACAAAACAUGGUGACUCCAUAACCAUCAAACUUGCCUUUCUGGUAGCAUUCCUCUUUAAAAUCCGUGAGUCAUUUCUACGUUCCAGGCCUAUGGAUUUGGGGCAUUAUAGCCUAAAACAGCCCACGGCAGACGCUGGGAGCGGCGUACCAGGGGCUCGUUACGGAUUUGUGGAGGCCACGGGCGCCUGUGUGAGCGAGGGGCUCGGCAGUCAGUCCCCGCCAAGUGUAAAUCCCCCACGGCCGUGCCCUUGCAGAGCACCUGGAACGGGGCCGCGCCGCCGCCGCGGGGCUGCGCCUGCCACGUCUGGGCCGUGACACCUCGGCCUCAUCCCUGCGGCGCGGACUUCCAGCCUCGGGCAAGACGGCGAGCCGGGGAUCCGCGCACCCGAGCAUCCCGCGGCGGCCGGGCGGGGCUCCCCGGGCCGGGCCCCCGGCGCCGCCCGGGCGGGGCGGGGCGUUCCCGGGCGCCGCUUCCGCCUGUGCCGGGCGGGCGGGCGGCGCGGCGGGGGCAGCAGCAGGAUGCUGAGCCCGCGGGAGCGCGGCGCCGACCUGGCCCGCUUCUACACCGUGACGGAGCCGCGCCGCCACCCCCGCGGCCACACCGUCUACAAGGUCACGGCGCGGAUUGUUUCAAGAAAAAAUCCAGAGGAUGUCCAGGAGAUAAUCGUUUGGAAGAGAUACAGUGACUUUAAGAAACUGCACAAAGAUCUUUGGCAAAUUCAUAAAAACCUAUGCAGACACACAGAGCUCUUUCCACCUUUUGCCAAAGCAAUAGUGUUUGGGCGAUUUGAUGAAACUGUGAUUGAAGAAAGAAGGCAAUGUGCCGAAGAUCUCUUGCAGUUUUCUGCCAAUAUCCCUGCUCUCUAUAACAGCAAACAGCUGGAAGAGUUUUUUAAGGGUGGAGAGGUGCAUGAUGGCUCUGAGUUGAUUGGUCCUGUUGAGCCUCUGUCUGACUCUCUGACUGACAACCUGUCUGACUGCAGCUCUGAAGUUCGAAAGGAUUUAAGUGGGCUUGAUGAUGUGACACUUACGAGCCAGUCGGAAUGUGGAGGCUUCUCCAGUGACAGUGACUUGAUCUCUCUGACAGUCGAUGUAGAUUCUCUCGCCGAGGUAGAUGAUGGAAUGGCAUCCAACCAAAGUUCUCCCAGUAGAGCUGCUGGCCUUUGUGUUACUUCCGAUCCCCCAGUCCAAAGCACGCUGGCAUCUGAGCAGGAGUGGAGCAAACCUGAAGGAGAAAAGGAAAGCCAUGGUUUGUUUACUGCAAGCUUAAAAUCUAAGCCAGGCAAACAAGAUUACUUGGAGAAAGCAGGCGAGUUAAUAAAACUGGCCUUGAAGAAGGAGGAGGAGGAAGAUUAUGAAACUGCCUUAAGCUUUUAUAGAAAGGGGGUUGAUCUGCUUCUGGAAGGUGUUCAAGGUGAAUCAAGUCCAACUCGUCGAGAAGCAGUGAAAAGGAAGACUGCAGAAUACCUUAUGCGUGCUGAAAAAAUUUCCAGUCUCUACUAUAAAACCUCUGAAGAUGCAUCUGUUUCUAUGCCUCCAGGAUCACUAAGUUCAAGGCCCUCUUGGAACCUAAGGAGCCCUGCCGAGGAACUGAAGACCUUCAGAGUCCUUGGGGUGAUUGACAAGGUUUUGCUUGUAAUGGACACUAAAACACAACAGACUUUUAUAUUGAAGGGUCUAAGGAAAAGUAGUGAGUGCAGCAGGAGCAGAACGACCAUCAUCCCCCGCUGCGUGCCCAACAUGGUGUGUCUGCACAAGUACAUCAUCUCCGAGGAGUCUGUCUUCCUCGUGCUGCAGCACGCAGAAGGAGGGAAACUGUGGUCUUAUGUCAGUAAGUUCCUAAACAGAAGUCCUGAAGAGAGUUUUGAAAUUCCUGAAUCCAGAAUAUCCAGUUCAACUAAAAUUUACCUGGAGCAACCAACACCAACUCCUAAAGAAACUGGUAGCAGCACUGAUUCCAGAGAAAGCUAUGGGGAGAGCAUGCUGAAGGUGGUCCCACUGAGGAGCAGCCUGACACCGAGCUCUCAGGAUGACAGCAGCAACCAGGAAGAUGGUCAGGAGAGUUCCAAGUGGAUGGACUCAGCAUCCAGCUCAGAAGAAGAGUGCACCACUAGUUAUUUAACGUUGUGCAACGAAUACGGGCAGGAGAAAAUUGACUCUGGCUCCCUAAAUGAGGAACCAGUGGCUAAAGCAGAGAGUGAAGGGCUGCAUACCAACGAGAGGAGUUCCUUGCAGAGGUGCAGUGUUGUUGGCAGUGACAGCUUCACCUCCCAGAUUGCACCUCAGGAACGAAAGCUGUUCAUCGACGAUGCCGAGUCAGAAAUGGCCAGCCCUCCUAGGAUACUGGACUCGUUAACUAGGUCCAAGAACAGCCCCAUGGAGCUCUUCAGGAUAGACAGCAAAGAUAGCACUAGUGAGCUCCUGGGGCUUGAGUUUGGAGAAAAGUUGUAUAACCUGAAAUCAGAGCCUUUAAAGCCAUUGUUUUCUGUCCCAGAUCAUGACAGAAGCUUGGAUGCCCUGGAGAGCAAAAUGAGUGUGAAAGCUCAUGACACUGUGAGCAGGGGUUCAAAUGACUCUGUGCCAGUUAUUUCCUUUAAGGAUGCUGCUUUUGAUGAUGUGAAUAGCAUUGAUGAAGGAAGGCCUGAUCUCCUAAUAAACUUACCAGGCAUGUCUGAUGAAACAGAGGAGCCAGCCGUGUCAAGGCCAGCAAAGUUUACAAAAUCUGAUAGGGAUAUGUCAGAAGUAAAGUUGUUAGAAACACCUGAUGUCUUGCAAUUAAAUAAUUCUACAGAGCCAUGCAAAGCAUUUGAUCAAGAGCCAAAUCAUGUGGCACCGGAAGCGGGCGAUCCUGCCCACAAGGAAGCUAAUGAGCAAAGCGGUGUCACUCAGGGGGCUCUUGGGACCCUCUUUUCAUCUGACCAAGAGGUAGGUGCUUCCGAAGAUGGGGCUCUGUUCCAAGAGCUUGGGGCCUGCUCCUUAAACAUGACAAGCAAAGAAGAAAGUUCAUGUGUUUCCAGCCUGCUCUCAGGUGCUCCAGAGGUUAGCUUGGACACAGAUGUGCUGAGGAAUGGAGUGUCGCUGUUUUCCAAUCAAACUGAAGACAGCAGGAAAGAGGAGGCAGACUCGGCUAUGUCACCAGCAGCUGCAAGUAAAAAGACUGCACCAAAGAAGGAAGACAAAAUAGCAGGAGCAGGGCAGAAAGAAAUACAUCAAAUUUUUCAGGACCUCGACGAAAGAUUAGCGCUAACCUCCAGGUUUAAUAUCCCAGAGGAUUGCAUUCAAAGAUGGGCAGCUGAAAUGGUGGUAGCCCUUGAUGCUUUACAUAGAGAAGGAAUUGUGUGCCGCGAUUUGAACCCAAACAACAUCUUAUUGAAUGAUAGAGGACACAUUCAGCUAACGUAUUUUAGCAGGUGGAGGGAGGUUGAAGAUUCCUGUGACAACGAUGCCAUAGAGAGAAUGUACUGUGCCCCAGAGGUUGGUGCUAUCCUAGAAGAGACUGAAGCCUGUGACUGGUGGAGCCUGGGUGCCAUUCUUUUUGAACUCCUCACUGGGAAGUCUCUGGUUGAGUGCCAUCCAUCAGGAAUAAACACUCAUACUUCUUUGAAUAUACCAGACCAUGUAUCGAAGGAGGCCAGAUCACUGAUUCAGCAGCUUUUGCAGUUUAAUCCUGCGGAGCGUCUUGGUGCUGGCGUUGCUGGUGUUGAAGACAUCAAAUCUCAUCCAUUUUUUGCCCUUAUAGAAUGGGCAGAUCUGCAGAGAUGAGAGACACGUGCUCUCUGAACAAACUCAGGUCAGCUGGACAAGUUUCUCUGGCACAGGAGCACCCUGACUUGCUUCCUUUGGAUGUCUCAAACCACUUGGAUGUAAUGGCUAAAGGAUGCUGGAGCAACAGAGCCAAAAGUGAACACUUUUAACAGGAAUCACUGGUUGUACAGGGUGCUGGCUUAUUUUUACCACAGCUGGUUGCUGCGUGUGUGUGAGUCCUUUCAUCAAAGGAAGGUUUGUGAGGCAGCUCCUGGGCAGCAUGUUUGGCACUGCCAGAUAAGCAGGGGCAGGAAUGUCCUCCUGGUGCUUUGUCCGGUGAUAGAAGUGUCUAUAGACUGUGCCAGUUGAAAGUAUUUUUUUAUUGUGUCAAUAGACCAUUUCCCUAUGCUAAGUGCAGCUCUUGGAGGGGUAGGGAAGGAAAAAGCAAAUAAUUUAUUAACGGUAUGUGCUAAAGAAAAUACUAAAUAAAAUACUGAAAUGCUUUAUGCAAAAGUUGACACAUUAAAAAUAAUAUAUCAUUAAAAAUUAAGAAAGCUGUUGCAUAAUACUGUGGAAUAUGUCUUGAAAAUAGCAUAUCAUUUCCCAUUCUGGAAAGAGCAUAUAAAAGGCAAAUAAUGCUGUCAAAUGUUGUACUUUGUUGGCUGGCAAUGUCUGUUUAAAACUCUUGACUGUUGUAUUUGAUGAGCUACAUGUUAAAGUCACUACAGAAAGGGAAAUCUUCUUUUCCUCAGCUGGAUAAACACUGCUUCAGCACUCUAAUAAGGAGCAAGAACACAUAACACUAAAUAAAUAUAUAGAUAAAAAAGGAAAAACUCUUCUUUCAUCGCUGCAGCCACUGCUUUAUCACUUAAUGAACUUUACUUCCUCUAAGUGUCCUAUUUUUAGCUGCUACUUCAGGAAAAAAACCUUUCUGCUCGUGUUCUUGUGCUUGAGGAAGCUUCUGAACUCCUCUGUUUGUUUGUUAAUACUCCUAAUAAAUCAAAGAAAGCCUUCACCCACUCUGCUGCUUUAACAGGAAGAAGCCUGGGAUUUGCUCAUGCCAAAUGACUAAGUGACAUCUCUGAGCAAACCCUAGUGGGUAAGACUUGGGCAGGAGCCAAUUAGCUGACCUGUUUGUUUGCUAGAAAUGUCUGGAGAAUGGGAGAAAAAUAUAAGACAUGCAGAAUAUUUUGCUGAGUGCUGCUAGUGCUGCUAAGCAGCCAUGCCUGUAUGGGUUCCUGAUGUACAAACACUGUACACUGCAAUGUACAGAUUAUGUAUCCAUGGAUUUUUUUCCUAAAUAUUCCCUUUGCUUGCAGUCUUCCCCCCCCCCCGCCCCUUCUGCCCAGCUUUAUCCGGAGAACAAAGGGCAAAUUCCUUUGGGAAAGUGAGGUGACAGCAACGAUUAUUGAAUUUACAACUCAAAAAAAAAAAAGUGAUCCUUCCAUUUGUAUUUUAGCAGUGUAUUUUAUGGGCACUCCCAAAAGUGCAUCUGUACAGUCUCCAUCUGUUAGACAUCAGGUCGAUGUAUUCAAAUAAAGUGGAAAAGGAAAAUGCUUCACUUAAACAAAGGAAAUCUGGAAACUUUUUUUUUCCUUUUAAAAUUAUUCCACUCCUCUCUUUUUUUUUUCUUUCUUCCCUUUCUUGUGAUCACCAGGCCAGCAGAGGGGCUGUCACAACACUGCAGGUUGUAACCAGGUCACUAGUAUCACUGCCUACCCAGGGCCGUCCAAGAUUACAUCACUCACAGAAGCUGCAUUUCAACCCGCCACCCUCUGGCUUCAUAACAGGAACUCCCUCAGGUGAGCCACAGGAACAACUUCCUGUGCCGAGCGGGUCGGAAAUCUCUAAUGCAGAGACCAAGCUGAUCCCAAGCUUCCUUCCAGCACUGCCCUGGCUGUGACUUUGGAGAGGGCUUCUUGCUCAAGGAAAGCCUCCCUCCCCUUGGCCACCUGAUUCCCUCCCUGGGGCUCUCUAGCCCAGCUACCAGAUAAUGCCACUGCCUGUGUUAAUCUGUCCCAUUGCAUUUGCCUGAUGAUAACUGUACAAAAAAAGUAUUUUCCAUGUUACUUUGAAAUGCUGUCGUGUUCAGGUUGUGCUUGUGUGCUGGCUGUAAGCAAAGGCAGAAUAAGAUAGCAUGGGAGCACAAGCUGGUUUCUGUGAGCAGCAGCAGGAGAACUCCAUUCUGGCAGAAACCAGAUGAUCAGUCACUCCCACUGCAAAGCAUUCGGUUUAGUUAAUGACACCAACAUAUUUUUUCAAGUAUGUUAGUAGUGAGGAAAUCUAGAUCAUGGAGAGUAGAAGGAAUGGCAGUGACUUGCCAGAAAUGAGCUUUUGAGAUGCUACAAGUAUUUGUAACAUUACCACUGACUCAGAUAAUUGUUUGUCAAGGGAAGCACGGUCUGGAGUUAAUUGCACAAAACCAAUCCUGCUUCUAUUUUUAUUUUUUUUUCCUUGGACAUGUAUUAUGUUGUAUUGGUGUUUACAUGUAUUCCUUUAAUAAACAAAACCUUUCAAACCUAA